Molecule: messenger RNA, 1536 nt
Organism: Trematomus bernacchii (emerald rockcod)
Lineage: Eukaryota; Metazoa; Chordata; Actinopteri; Perciformes; Nototheniidae
Product: piggyBac transposable element-derived protein 3-like
Exons: 3
Coding region: 1-1536 (511 amino acids)
Source: RefSeq, a predicted model, not a curated record
AUGGACACCAAAACCUUUUAUGGGCAGAAGGGACACAAUCAGGCUGUUAGGGCUAUUCCGUCUGACAGUGAGGACAGUGAGCUUGAUGGGAGUGAGAGUGAGGACAGUGAAGGUGAAGAUAGUCAGGAAGAGUGGAUCCCUGGAUCAGGAGAAUGCAUGUCUAUUGAAAAUGACACUGAGUCUGUCAAUGAAGAGGAAGAUGAAGAUGAAGAUGUAGCCGAAGUUGAGUUAGAGCAGUUCCUGGGAACUGUUGUGUACAUGUCACUGUUUGGUUUACCAAGGACCCGUAUGUUUUGGAACAAAGCCUGCAGAGUGUCCCAAGUAGCUGACACCAUGACCCUGAAUAGAUGGGAGGCCAUUAAAAAAUAUCUUCACUUCAGCAACAAUGAAGACAGGCAGGAGGAAGAUAAUGAUCCAUUACACAAGAUCCGACCGCUUGUCACUCACCUAAUCUCCAAACUGAAGUCGAUCCCAAUGCGUGAGAAGCUGGCAGUUGAUGAACAGAUGGUCCCAUUCAAGGGAAGAAGUAGACUGAAGCAAUACCUGCCAUCAAAGCCCAAAAAAUGGGGGUACAAAAUACUCGUCUUGGCUGGCUCUGAUGGUGUCCCGCACAACUUCGAAAUUUACACAGGGAGAGCGGUACACCCCCCUGAGCUAGCAGAUGUGGGAGCAAGUGGCAAUGUUGUCCUCCGCCUGGCUCAGCCUAUACCCAAGCAAGAGAACUACAAGCUCUUCUUUGACAACUGGUUCACAAGUGUCCCCCUUGUGCUCACACUGGCUCAGCAGGGGAUUCACACGAUUGGUACUGUUCGUUGCAACAGACUACCAGGCGUCAACUUAAAGUGCGAUGCUGAGCUAAAGAAAAAAGGACGUGGAUCGUUUGAAGAGAAGAUGGCCAUUGUUGGAGAAACCACAUUGCAUGUUGUGAAGUGGUAUGAUAACCGCACAGUUAGCCUUCUGAGUGAUUACGCUGGAGCGUACCCUGUCAACAAAGUUGAAAGAUGGGAUCGCAAGCAAAAGCUUAUCAUGAAAGUCCCCCGCCCUGCUGUUGUAAAGGAAUACAACAAGAAUAUGGGUGGGGUCGAUCUGCUUGACUCACUGAUUGCACUGUACCGGAUCAAAAUCAGAUCAAAGAAGUGGUAUCACCGGCUGGUGUUUCACUUCAUAGACAUGAUUAUCGUGACCGCCUGGCUGCUCUACAUAAGAGAUUGUGAAGGCACAGGCAUGAGCAGGAAGGAACAAAUGAGGCUGUAUACCUUCAAAUCAUACAUUGCUGAAGGUCUGCAAAAGAGUGGAAAGAGUUUGGAACGCAAGAGAGGUCGUCCCAGUCUCACAAUUGCUGGUGAGUAUGAGGACAAGAGAAGAAAAGGACCAGCAACUCCAAUUCCGAUCCCUGAUGUUCGCCUGGAUGCCACAGCGCACUGGAUGAAAAGAAGGGGAGAUGCAAGGUACCCGGGUGCACAGGCACACCCAAAGCCAAGUGCCAGAAAUGUGAUGUGCACCUCUGCUUCACAUCCACAAGCAACUGCUUCCUGA